Molecule: messenger RNA, 3870 nt
Organism: Cynocephalus volans (Philippine flying lemur)
Lineage: Eukaryota; Metazoa; Chordata; Mammalia; Dermoptera; Cynocephalidae
Product: zinc finger protein 835-like
Exons: 4
Coding region: 583-2127 (514 amino acids)
Biological process (GO): regulation of transcription by RNA polymerase II
Cellular component (GO): nucleus
Molecular function (GO): DNA-binding transcription factor activity, RNA polymerase II-specific
Source: RefSeq, a predicted model, not a curated record
GGCAGGUUUGACCCCACGCCACUGAGGGCGGAGGGGUAUUGGGGAUCGCCGCGGCCAGAGGAGGUCCGAAGACCGAGGAGAAGCUGACCAGAUUCCCCCAGAUUCGGCGGGAACUGCCCAGGACGUUCAGAGGUGGCCCAGGGAAGCGGGGACGCUGAUGUGUGCUCCACAGCUCCCCCGCCCCACCGCCAAAAGAGGAGAGAGGCUGGAGGUUGAAUUCCUCACCAGUAGCCAAUGCUGUAAUCAGUGAAACCUAUGUAAUGGAACCUUCAUCAAAACCCUAAACUAUGGGGUUUGGACAGCUUCCAGCUGCAGGACUCACUACACCCCGUGUGCUUAUCUAGAAGCUGGAGAGGUCGGUUUACAGCCUGGACGCAUGACCCGCCCAACUGUGGGUCUUCUCCGGAGUUUCCUGUCCUUGAUCCAGAGAGAUGUGAGAUCAAGGCAACAGCUCAGAAAGCAAGGAUAGAGGGAUUUUGGAGCAUCUCCCUCUAGGGCUCCGAGUUGGGAGAAACCUGGAAACACCACAGUGGGUUCGAGGACCCACAGGAAAACCGGGAUAACUGUCUAAAGCCAGAAGCGAUGGCCCACAAGGGAGACCCUGCAGAGGACUGUGUCCAGGAACUCAAUGAACUCAGCCAAACCCCAAGAACCACAUUGAAUACUGCUGCUACCCAAGCAGUCUUCCCUAGGGACAGCAGGCCCCAGAGGUGCUGCACGCCAAGGAAGAGCCCGAAGAAGAAGCAUGCGGAGGCUGGCGAGGGGGAGAAAGCUGGCAGCCACAAGAAGAAGUGGAAAUGCAAGGACUGUGGGAAGGCCUUCAGCUACUGCUCCUCAAUCAUCUUGCACCAAAGAAUCCACACCGGGGAGAAGCCGUUUGCAUGCCCCGAGUGCGGCAUGGCCUUCAGACAGAGUGUACACCUGACCCUGCACCAGCGCACGCACACAGGCGAGAAGCCCUAUGCGUGCGGCCAGUGCGCCAAGGCCUUCACACGGGUGUCCUACCUGACACAGCACCAGCGCAUGCACACGGGUGAGAGGCCCUACGUGUGCCGGGACUGUGGCAAGCGCUUCAGCAACCGCUCACACCUCAUCCAGCACCACAUCAUACACACUGGGGAGAGGCCCUACAAGUGCCUGCAGUGUGGGGCCACCUUCAGUUACGUGUCGUCCCUCAUUGAUCACCAGAAGAUCCACACCACAGAGCGGCCCUACAAGUGCGGCGAGUGCGGCAAGGCCUUCAUUCAGGGCUCAUCCCUCACAUUGCAUCAGCGCACACACACAGGCGAGCGGCCCUACACCUGCCAUGAGUGCGGCAAGUCCUUCAGCAACCGUUCCUACCUGAUCCGGCACCACAUCAUUCAUACCGGGGAGAAGCCCUACGAUUGCAGUAGCUGCGGCAAGGCCUUCAGCCGGGCCUCAACCCUCGCGCAGCAUCAGCGCACGCACAGUGGCGAGCAGCCCUACACCUGCCAAGGCCAGCGGCCCUACACCUGCCAGGAGUGCGGCAAGGCCUUCAUCCGAGGCUCGUCCCUCACCCGGCAUCAGCGAACACACACAGGCGAGCGGCCCUACAAGUGCAGCGAGUGCGGCAAGGCCUUCAUCGAGGGCUCGUCACUCACGCGGCAUCAGCGCACGCACACAGGCGAGCGGCCCUACACCUGUCAGGAAUGCGGCGAGGCCUUCAGCAACCAUUCCCAUCUGAUCCGGCACCGCAUUAUUCAUACUGGGGAGAAGCCCUACAAGUGCAGUGUCUGUGGUAAGGCCUUCAGCCGGGGCUGGUCUCUCACGCUGCAUCAGCGCACGCACACGGGCGAGCGGCCCUACACCUGUCACGAGUGUGGCAAGGCCUUCAGCAGCCGCUCCCACUUGAACCAGCACCACAUCAUUCAUACCCGGGAGAAGCCCUACGAGUGCAGUGCCUGCGGCAAGGCCUUCAGCUAUUCCUCGACCCUCAUCCGACACCAGAGGACACACGCAGACAAGAAGCACUACUCGUGUGGCCCCUGUGGGGACACCUUUGCUCAGCUCCCACACCUGACUCAACACCUGGGCUCUCACAGGGAGGAGAAGCCUGGUCACAGUGGUGACCUUGCAGAAACCUGUGUGGACCAGCAGAAGAGCUGAGGUGUAACGGGCCUGUUAUAUACCAGGCACUCCACUAGGCAUUUUUAUGCCUCAUUCCCAACCUCACGACACUAUGGGGGAGAUAUAGCAGAUGGGUCAUCCCUAUGCUACUUGUGAGGAAACCAAGGCUCAGAGUAGCUCAGUAACUUACCUGAGGUCACACAGCAAGGAAGACACAAGGCUGGGGCUGGACCCAACACCUGCCAGACUCCCCUCCACUACCUCCCUGGAAUUAUAAAUGUGGCAUGGGUAAGUAGACCCACAAAAAUACCUGUGGGUCUCUGGCUGGCCUUCUAAUUUUUAAUUUUAUGAUUUAGUUGGCGCUUGCUUAAUAAAUUUAAUUGAAUAGAAAGGAAUAACAGGUUGCUGAAGUUGGCAUAUUUACUAAAAGAGCAGGGUCUGAAGAAGAAAUCUGGAUCUGCUAAGAUACAAACAGUGCCUAGAGAAAAUGAGCAGGAGAAAUCUAGAGCAGGAAGAGUUGUUCUAGAAGAAGGAAAAUGCCUCUCCCCUGACACAUCUGAAAAGAAGGAGUUUUAGAGUGGAGCCAGUCAUUUUACAAUAUGAGGAAACACCACUGCCACCCCAGCUUUUUUUCCCCCAAAUCUAAAAAAACCUGAAUAAUAGUUGCAUUAGAUAGCCCUUGCUGUGUCACAAAUCAUUCAGAACCCAGUUGUCCAUUGAAUAUUUCUUAUGCUUCUACAGAUCAGCUGGGUGGUUUUGUUGGUCUGAACCGGGCUUGAUUGGUCUUGGCUGGACUCACUUAUGCAUCUGCAAACACCUAAGAUGGGGGCUGGAUAGUCCAGUAGGCUCUGCUGGGCCAAUUCAUCUUUCCUCCUGGUGACUCACAUCUAACCUGGGUGUGUUCUCAGGGUGGUAGCAAGGGUCUGAGAUAGAGUGGACACACACAAGUAUAGUUUCAAGCUUCUGAUAUAGUCAAGUUUGCAUCUAGGCCCAUUGACCAAAGCAAGCCUCAUAGCCAAGCCCAGGAGCAGUGUAGGCAGAGCCUGUGCGGGAGUGUGGCCGGAGGGAAGAGUGAGAGUGAGAAUCAUUAAUGCAGCCCAACUACUAUAAUGGUGAAAUAAAAGUUAUAAUCACAUAACUUUCCAAAACUAGAAUCUUGACAAAAUUAUGGGAAUACAUCCAUGUGGUCCACAAUUUAUAAACAAACAAAAAUCUUGUGUCCCCUUGCUACCAAGUUCCUUUCACUAGAAGCAAUCACUUACUGUGUGUGUGUGUGUGUGUGUGUGUGUGUGUAUAUAUAUAUAUAUGAAUAUUUCUUUGUAUGUACAAUAUGCUGGAAAGAUAUAUAGCACACCUUUCUACACAAGUGGUAUCGUAUGGUACUCACGUUUUUCUGUCUGGCUGUUUUUCGUUAUUUUUUGUUCUGAGACAUCUUGUGUUAGUAGACAAAGGGUUAGAUGUUAUUCCUUUAUGAAGUAUAGGCAUAAGAUUUCUUAUGUAAUAGAAUAAUUUAUGAUUGUUUUGGUCUUCCCCUGUUACUCAAUUGGCUCCAGAAAAAAAAAAAUCCCUGAAAAAUAUAUUUCAGUUAGAAGAAUGCUUUUCUUACAAGGUUGACCAAUAAAUUGUCCUGUGUCAUAGGACAACAUAGGUCCCUUCUGCAUAGAAAAAGAACCCACCACAUUUUAAAAUUUUGUAACAAUAUUUUUCAAUUAUACAGAAAAGUAUAAAGAUAAUAAAAGCUCAUAUAUAUAUGUAUCCACCCAGACUGAAUACUAUUUUUUA